Messenger RNA from Notothenia coriiceps (black rockcod), 3928 nucleotides. Its product is annotated as nascent polypeptide-associated complex subunit alpha, muscle-specific form-like. The record is from RefSeq and is a predicted model, not a curated record. The transcript has 3 exons. Gene Ontology annotation, molecular function: DNA binding. NCBI's taxonomy places the organism in Eukaryota, Metazoa, Chordata, Actinopteri, Perciformes, Nototheniidae. Gene Ontology annotation, biological process: regulation of DNA-templated transcription. Bases 462 to 2222 code for a protein of 586 amino acids.
CUGCGCUUUACUUUGAAUGAAAUGGUUCUCCCGUCAGUCACAUUUACACAGAGCCCUGUCUGCUUCCUGACGGAGCGCCUUGAUUGGUUAACGGCUUUCCAGGAGGCUCAAUGGAGGUCCGUGAUUGGCUGACAGCUGUUGAUGAGGCGGGAUCAUUUCAGCUGCGACUGUCAAGAUUGGCAAAGAGCUGGCGCUGCUGCGUGCAGGUAAAAGGAACAAGCGACACAAAACAGAAAACAUUUAUCUUGGCAGAAAGCGAGGAGUGCGAUGGAAACGGACUCUCCGGUGAAACAUUUUUGCGCCGCAGAAAAGCAAAACGUUUAGGUCGGCGAGAAAGCGCAACACCUUCAGCUUCUUGAAAGAAAGUGCCGUUGUGUCAACCAUCGCUCGGAUCCCGGGCACGCUUUGUACCGCAAGCAACUUGGACAGCUGCGUGUUUUCAAGCCAGCCAUCAACAAAGAAUGAAAGCAUUCAAACGAGCUCUGGAAGAAGAGCAUCGCCCGGAUCAGGAGCACUCUUCGGCGAUGUCGGACAGUGAUGACGGCUCGCCGCUCGACCUGUCAGGAAGGGGGCUUUUCGGGAAGCGCCGUCGCCGCGGCAACCUGCCCAAGGAGGCGGUGCAGACUCUGCGCAGCUGGCUGUACGAACACCGCUUCAACGCCUACCCGUCAGAGCAGGAGAAACUCAGUCUGUCGGGCCAGACCAACCUCUCUGUGCUGCAGAUAUGUAACUGGUUUAUCAACGCGCGUCGUCGCCUCCUCCCUGACCUGCUUCGCAAAGAUGGCAAAGAUCCCACCAAGUUCACCAUCUCGCGCAAGGUCGGCAGUAAAAGUGACAGCCACUACAAUGGAGGCUGGAGCAGAUCUUCAGAAAGCAACUCUUCCACCAGCCCCUCUCAACAACGCCCGUCGGUCAUCCGCUCCGCCCCGACCCUGGACCUCAGUCUUCUCGGGAACACGGCGACGGCUAUUCUCACUGGAGCGGGUUUCCCUGGUAACGAAGGGUCGGUCCAGGCGCUGAUGAGGCUGGACACACAGAGCCUUAUAAGGGAAGCAGAGGAACAGAGGGCAAACACGUUUUGUCCCACCAGCACAACAAUGGCAGCUAGCCCCAGCGUCGGCCUCUUCAACACGCCUCCCCCCACUCCCCCCGAGCUGUUCCCCACUCAGGACUUCAGCGACCUGAGGCUCCUGGUGGACGCAGCUCUGCAGAGGGCCGCAGAACAGGAGAACCUGAAGAGGCUACAGGAGAGCCAGAGCAGACCCACAGAGGCUGUAAAGACUGAACAGGUGGAGUCGCAGUGUUACAGCAGUGACAUGGGCCCCACGCCGCCUCCAGAGGACAGCCAACAAGUCAUGGAUCCUUCCAGGGUUCAGAGUCUGAUGGAGAAGGCUAUGUCUGUGUCAGCUGUUACUGCAGUACAGGAUCCAGAAAUGCUUCCUUUAACCGUAUCAGUACCAGUGCCGGUGCCAGUUUCAGCCUUGGUUUCAGCCCCGAGGCUAUCUCCUCUCCUCAUGAAUAAAGUCACCUGGAGCCCCGUGGAGAAUGACAUAACUUCCAGCGUAAAGCAGGCUCCGCUCCUCCCAGCCCAUCUGCCAAACGUGGUGCCAGUGUCCGCAGUCUUAGGACUGCACAAUCCUCAGAACCCAGCUGCUGCUCAAGCCAAAGCCCCAGCUUCAUCUCCAGCUCCACUGCCUACAACAUGUCCUACAGAGUUGGUAUCUGUUCCAUCACCUGUUGUACUCCCAGCCACAAGGCCUUUCAGCCAGACAUCAUCCCAUACGCUUUUUCCAGCUGCUCCUUCUCCAGCCACCACCUCUAUCACAGACCCCAGAGGUGUCCCACUUUACCUGCCAUUCCACAAAUCCCCCGUCAUCCCAGUCACAGUUCCAUGUACGCCGCUCUUUUCAGCUGCAGUGUCGUCUCCGGCCUCUGCCCAAACUCCAACUCCCCUCCCUGUUUCAAUCCCAGCAUCAUCCUUUACACCAGCGAUGCAGCCCCCUCUGGGCCUGAUGUCCCACCUCUCUGCUCCUCUUCAGCUUUCUUCCAGCAGCAUUAGUGUUAGCAGCGCACAGAGGAAUUCAGCAGUGGUGCCCAGUGUUUGGAGCAUGGUCCAUGCUGAUAGCAGGCAACCCACUUCUCUUCAAGUGGUAAAGACCCCCAUCACCACGGUGUGGGGCCCACAGCACAGCCUGCACACAGUGAGUGAAGCUGUUAACUAGGAGCUGAUUUUUCUUCUUUUUAAUAUAAAUAUAUAUAUCUUGGAAGAUAGGGGGCAAACAUUCCUGUUGGCUGGACUACACUGUACAUAGGAGAAUGUAUGUUCAUCACCAGUCCCCUUUCGUCAUAAACGCAUGUGCCUGCAGAAAACAGGAUGUGAAAUCAGAUUUAUGAACAAGGACAAAGUGAAGUAACAAACAUGAGUUGUUAUAAAGACUUGCUGUUUCAAGCAACCUUUUUUUAAAUGUGCUGUUCCUCGAUGAAGGCAGCUGCCGGUAAGAACACUUUUGAUGUCAUUUCUGAAAAAGGAACAUUCCUGUGUGGAGAGCUAAUGUGUUGUACAGUUUUGAUGCCAUUUUCAAACCUCUUUCCGCAUUACAAUUUAUGAAUGAAGAUGAAAUAUCCCGUAAUUGUAAAAAUGUUCAAAUGAUGUCAUUGUCAGGACCAGCAGUUAGCCUCUUCAGUAGCAGACCUGGACUGUAUUGAAUGUACAAAGACAUUGAUAUCAUUGGCUAGGCUGCCUAUCAUCCAUUUCCCUCCAGCAUAAAAAGGAGGGAAUUUGUUUUGUUAUUCCCACGCAUAGCAACAAUGUUGUAGUCGUUCAGAUUUUCUCUCAAGAAUUGAGUCUGUUCUUUUUAUAAAUUCACCCUGUCUCCAUCACAUCCCACCCCCUUCUUCCUGGCUUUUUAUAGCAGAGGGGGAUUCAUUUGCACUCAUGAAUUGUCAUCUCAACCACUCAACGCAUGCUUUAAAGCAUCAUGUAUUUUCUUAUUUAGCUAUUUCCAAUCCAUAAAAACAAAAGCCUAUUUCUGUGUUUUUGCUCAAAGCAGUUCUGUCCGUGUAAUUGUCCUAGAUCCGUUGUGUACGAUUUUCAGGGACUGUUGUUGAAGUGCGCUGUGGCCACAGGAUGAAGGGGAGAGGGUCACAUUGGAUCUGUUACAGAAAUCAAUUUCAGUGAGGAGGUGAGCAGCUUGGUGGUCUGAUGACAUCGAGCUCUGACAGCUCCUGGAAUGAAACUUUAAUCCUGCUCUGAGACUUUAUCUUUUGUGGUGGAAAAACACUUUAAACAUUGGAUCCAUUAUUAUAUAGAUUUCCCAGUUCAUUUGGGGCCAUAUGAAUUUGUCAAUUUAGUUCAAACCUGAAUGUCUUACUAUUUGAAAGUUGAAUUGAUGCAUGUAGUGUCUCGACGAAACAAAUGUAGCGGAUGAUCUGCAAUGGCAGACAUUUGCUGGAGGUUUUCCUCCCAAGGGGGGUACAACAGCACAACAUCAAGUGUUCCUCAUCUGUGCUCAUCCACCUGUAUUUAGAAAUGGUUACAAUAGGAUUUCUUAUCAUUCACAAAGCUGUAGUUUCCAUGAAACUGUUGUAGCAUAAACCUCUAUAUGACUGAAUGCCAUCAGGGCAUCAGUUAACGGUGGCAUCAUGUGGAAGAGUUCCUAUGUGAAUAAUACUAUAGCAGGAUUGUGCAUUAAAUCUUCACAACUGUCAUGUUUACCGGUGUCAUUUAGCUGUACACAAUAUCAUUUUAAAACCGCAAGUAGCAGGAGACAACAGAAGAAGAAAGUCUGAUGAAUGGUCAGAGUAUUUGCUUCAUCGCACUCAGAAAGCUUUCAUAGCAGAUAUCAAAUCUCGUACGCUGUGUUUUGUUUGACCCUCCUUACUGCUUGUAAUGCUCUGUGGAUGUCGUAGGAGGUACUCACUAGACUGA